This is a messenger RNA of Lachnellula hyalina, 972 nucleotides long. RefSeq names its product Ribosome production factor 2-like protein. The coding region runs from base 1 to 972 and encodes 323 amino acids. Gene Ontology annotation, molecular function: rRNA binding. The transcript is spliced from 2 exons. Lineage: Eukaryota; Fungi; Ascomycota; Leotiomycetes; Helotiales; Lachnaceae. Gene Ontology annotation, cellular component: nucleolus. Gene Ontology annotation, biological process: maturation of LSU-rRNA from tricistronic rRNA transcript (SSU-rRNA, 5.8S rRNA, LSU-rRNA); ribosomal large subunit assembly. The record is from RefSeq and is a predicted model, not a curated record.
AUGUUGCGACAAAUCAAACCUCGCAAUGCGCGCAGCAAACGUGCCCUCGACAAAAAAGCCCCAAAGCCAAUCGAGAACCCCAAAACCACCCUCUUCCUCCGCUACACAACCUGCUCUCAAAUCGUACAAGAUGCUCUCGGCGACCUCAAUCAACUGCGCAUUCCCCUCGCCAAGAAGUUCACCAAGAAGAACGAGAUCCACCCCUUUGAGGAUGCUACAUCCCUCGAAUUCUUUUCUGAGAAAAAUGAUGCCUCGCUUCUAGUCUUUGGAAGCUCGAGCAAGAAGCGCCCGCAUGCCCUCAACCUAGUACGAACGUUUGGGUACAAGGUGCUUGACAUGCUGGAGCUGUAUCUAGAUCCUGAUAGUUUCAGACGAUUGAAUCAAUUCAAGAACAAGAAGUGUGCGGUGGGACUAAAGCCCAUGUUACUUUUUGCGGGAACACCAUUUGAGACCCCAGUACAGAAUGAGUAUACGUUGGUAAAGAGCUUCUUUACAGAUUUUUUCAAGGGAGAGCCCGCCGAUAAGGUCGAUGUGAUGGGAUUACAGUACAUUGUGUCUAUCAGCGCAAGAGAACCGGUAGAGGGAGAGGAUUCGAAGCCAAGUGUGCAUUUGAGAGUUUACCUGAUCCGGACGAAGAAGGCUGGACAGAAGUUACCAAGGGUUGAGGUCGAGGAGAUGGGUCCCAGAAUGGACUUCAGAGUGGGCAGAGUCAAGGAGGCCGACGAGAGUAUGCUGAAGGAGGCAAUGCGGAGAGCCAAGAAUACCCUAGAGAGACCGAAGAAGAAUAUCUCGACCGAUAUCGUGGGUGAUAAGAUUGGUAGGAUACAUCUGGGCAAGCAAGACUUGAAAGAGUUGCAAACCAGAAAGAUGAAGGGGUUGAAGAGGAGUAGAGACAUCGCAGAUUCAGAGGAUGAGGAGAUGGAAGAUGUGAUCAGCGACGAGGAGCCUGUGAAGAAGCCGAAGCGGGUUUGA